AUGGACGAGCUGAGAUUUUUAUCUUUGAAUGAGCAUCUAGGAGUUGAAGAUGAUCUACUACAGCUUUCACUUAUAAGAGAUUUUGGCAGCAAUCGUGCAAAUGAUGAUUACGACGAUGGCGAUGUGUCAAUGCAAGACGUUUCUGCAAUUCAGGAAACUAACGACAGCUUGCAUUCGCUCACUAUAGACACAGAACAGGUAAAGUCAUCUAAACCUGCAUUACAGCUCAAAAGUCUUAUGCAUCCAACUGAACUCGGAGCACGAUUCGCUCAAAGUGAAAAAACCGGGAAGACCGCUGAUGCACGAGACCAAGUAGAAGAAGAAAUCCUUGAUCUAGGUUACGUCGGCACCUCGGCAUAUAGAAGUUAUGAUCAGACAGAAUUUGAAGCUAAACGACGAGGUUCAAUCAACGAAUUACCGGAUCACUACUUACAAUCACCAACAAUAAAUGAAGGUCGCCCGUUCUCUGUUCAUCAUCAUUAUUAUUUUCCAUCCCAAGCGCCCAUGAAAGAGAAUACAACAUUGCCACAACCAUGGUCAAAGAAGUCGACCCCCAAUUCGAAAUGGCCUUAUUUGAUAUCGACGUAUUUACAGCUGGCUAUGAAUACGUUGACUGCUCUCUAUGCCAUGAAGCUUGUCUAUGAUAGCAUUCAGACUAUAAAGCAAGACGUCGAUCGAGGAUUAAAGGAAAAGCUGCAGUCCACUUAUUUUGAAAUGAGGGCAUGCCGUCAAAACUUUUUAGACAAUAAUUGUCAACUCCCUACCCGAGCUCCUGCUUUAAGAGAUUCAUGCCAAGAAUGGAAAAACUGCAUGAACAGAAAUCCAAUGCUCUCUCUCAACUACUCUACACUGAUUGCUGAGAUUUUUGGUGCCACAAUCAGCUCUUUCGUCGAACCGUUAGGUAUCAAAAGUUUCUUGCUUUUAGUUGUCUUCCUCGUCUGCAAUUAUUGGGCAAACUUCGGUUGUGGAUUUCUUCGCGCGAAGUCAUACUAUGGAUGGCAAAAUGUGGAUUCCAAUUUCAAUGAUCAGUCUCCAAUUGGAGCUGGCACAGAUACUUCAAGUUUUCUCUCUGUCAAAAGACUUGAGAACUAG
Messenger RNA from Ogataea philodendri, 1092 nucleotides. RefSeq lists its product as uncharacterized. The transcript has a single exon. Gene Ontology annotation, biological process: nuclear envelope organization; lipid homeostasis. The record is from RefSeq and is a predicted model, not a curated record. Lineage: Eukaryota; Fungi; Ascomycota; Pichiomycetes; Pichiales; Pichiaceae. Gene Ontology annotation, cellular component: nuclear membrane; nuclear envelope. Bases 1 to 1092 code for a protein of 363 amino acids.